AUGCCAACCAUCCACACUCUUCCACCACUAGCACCGUCGAGCGACAAGUCCCACCACAAGCAGCCAGGCUAUAAAAAUCCCUGGCCAUCAUGGCCCAAUCGAGGACUAAGUUUCGCCGACGUCUUCCGGACUCGUUUCGGGGGUAACAAGCCGCCAUAUGUCCCUGUACCGGCCGACCGAGCAGAACUGGUUCAGGUUCGCCGUCCGGAUUUUAGCCCCCCACCGCCGGGUGCCGCAUUCAAGGUCACUUGGAUCGGUCACGCCUCAUUUCUGCUUCAGUGUGCUCUACCGUCUUCUACACGCACCUUGAACAUCUUGCUCGAUCCUGUCUUCUCCGAGAGGACAUCACCAUUUUCAUUUUUCGGUCCGAAACGAUAUACCCCUACACCGUGUACCUUGGCAGAGUUGCUGGAUGAACUCCCCAUUGACGUUGUCUGCAUCAGCCACAACCACUACGACCAUGCCGACACUGCUUCUCUGAAAGCGAUAUACGAGCAUCGAGGACCCGAUGUCCUCUUUUGCGUUGCUCUGGGCAAUUCCAGAUGGCUACUACCUCUGAGCAUCCCCAAGCAGCAAAUAUGGGAGGGCGACUGGUGGGACCGACUCGAGGUAUCUAUGUCGGACGGCACCGCGUCAAAGGAGAAGGCUGCCUCCAUUCGAACCUCGGAGUCCUCAAAAAGCACACAUUCUGACGCAAGCAUCCGAAUAACGUGCACGCCCUGUCAACAUUCUUCAGCUCGCAGCCCCUUCGACAGAGACGCAGACCUGUGGUGCAGCUUUGCUCUCGAAAUCCCCAGUGAGGUAACAUCAUCAUCGUCAUCCGGGAAGCCGUCAUCAACCACGGACAACAGCAGCCACCGAUCCGUCUACUUCUCCGGCGACACCGGCUACCGCACCAUCCCCUCCUCCCCAGACCCCUACCCAGACAGCGACCUCCCCGCCCUCCCCGUCUGCCCUGCUUUCGCUGAGAUUGGCGAACAGCUAGGACCCUUUGACCUCGCCCUCCUGCCCAUCGGGCUCUGCAAGCCGCGAGCCUUCAUGGCGCCCGUGCACUGCAACCCGGCCGACUCGAUGUGCGUGCACCGGGAUGUCAAGGCCAAACGGAGUGUAGGCAUGCACUAUGGCACCGUCAGGGGCGGACUCAGCGAGUACUACGAGGACGUGCGCACGCCGCCGAGGGAGUGGCGCGAGGAGGCGGAGAAGAUGGGCUUGAAGUUUAGGGGAGAGGGUGGUGAUCGUAGUGGUGAGGAGGAGGAUUGGGAGAUAGGCUUGAUGGAUGUGGGUGAGAGUCUGGUCAUUUGA
Molecule: messenger RNA, 1302 nt
Organism: Cyphellophora europaea CBS 101466
Lineage: Eukaryota; Fungi; Ascomycota; Eurotiomycetes; Chaetothyriales; Cyphellophoraceae
Exons: 1
Coding region: 1-1302 (433 amino acids)
Biological process (GO): N-acylethanolamine metabolic process; N-acylphosphatidylethanolamine metabolic process
Cellular component (GO): cytoplasm; membrane-bounded organelle
Molecular function (GO): N-acylphosphatidylethanolamine-specific phospholipase D activity
Source: RefSeq, a predicted model, not a curated record